Messenger RNA from Eremothecium cymbalariae DBVPG#7215, 1155 nucleotides. It is a transcript of the gene RAI1, whose product is annotated as decapping nuclease. Gene Ontology annotation, biological process: nuclear-transcribed mRNA catabolic process; NAD-cap decapping. The record is from RefSeq and is a predicted model, not a curated record. Lineage: Eukaryota; Fungi; Ascomycota; Saccharomycetes; Saccharomycetales; Saccharomycetaceae. The coding region runs from base 1 to 1155 and encodes 384 amino acids. Gene Ontology annotation, molecular function: mRNA 5'-diphosphatase activity. The transcript has a single exon. Gene Ontology annotation, cellular component: cytosol; nucleus.
AUGCCUCUCAAUGCCAAUCUGUUUAUAAAAAAGAGAAGCGGUACGACAGCUCUAAAGCAACCAAAAGAAUUGGGAUAUUACUCUAAGACUGCAGAUAACCAAUUUCUAGUUCAGGAUGAUUCAAAUCUUUGUUACUACUAUUUUCCAGAUUCAUGUUUGGAAAGAAAUAUAGACUUGACGGGGGGUAUCAAGAAGUUCAGAGAUUCUAUGGCGGACAGUAAUGUAGACCAUAGUACACUACAUGGUCUGUUAUCAACAAUCCAAAAAUAUGAGGAACGAAAAGAGAAGAAAAUUAAGGCUGAUAUUAUAACUUUCAGAGGCGUUAUGAGGAAAUUAAUAUCCUGUGCACUUGAGAAUCCAAAAUAUAAUAAGGUAAGCCUAUAUGUUGUAUCUUUUAACGAACAGUUAAUCAUUAAAGAUGCUACAAAAGUUGGACAGCCUAGUACUGGUACAGACUCAAUAGAUUAUCGGAACUAUUAUAGUGGCUACAAGUUUGAGACGUUGACCACGUUGAGCAAAUCUUUCUCUGAGACACCUAGGCAAGUUUUAGAAUCACGGCCUAAGAAGAUAGUCAGUAAUGGUGAACAAUUUGUCACUGUUGUUAGAACAGGCAUCGGCAAAUGCAAGCUUAUUUUGGGUGCGGAAGUUGACUGUGUAUUUGAUUUUAAGGAGGUGGGUAGCGACAAUUUGAAACAUUAUGCAGAGUUGAAAUGCAGUAAGGCGGUAAACACUGUUGCUGAUGCCCGUACAUUUGAACUAAAACUAUUCAAGACUUGGGUACAAUGCUUUCUUGUUGGAAUCAAUAGAAUAAUAUAUGGAUUUAGGGAUGAAAAUUGCAUCUUGAAGAGCGUAGAAGAAUUCAGCACACAAGAAAUCCCUGUUCUUUUGAAAAAUAAUCCUCGGCUAACAAAUGCCUGUCUCGAUGCUAUUAAAUGGUAUGGAGCCUUCACUGAAUGGCUACUAGACACUAUACCCAGAGAAAGUAACACUAAAAUAACGGCAUAUACUCUGGAGUUUGAGCACAACCAUUUGAAAUUAUCAGAGAUUGAACCCUCGCAUCCCGAAUACGAUGGCAUUGUAAAUGGAGAAGUAGUACUAUCUGAAACCUUCAAACAAUGGCGUACCAAUUUGCAAACGAAGGACAGUAAUAGUUGA